Messenger RNA from Esox lucius (northern pike), 3576 nucleotides. It is a transcript of the gene rcan2, whose product is annotated as regulator of calcineurin 2. The record is from RefSeq and is a predicted model, not a curated record. The coding region runs from base 165 to 881 and encodes 238 amino acids. Gene Ontology annotation, cellular component: nucleus; cytoplasm. Gene Ontology annotation, biological process: calcium-mediated signaling. NCBI's taxonomy places the organism in Eukaryota, Metazoa, Chordata, Actinopteri, Esociformes, Esocidae. Gene Ontology annotation, molecular function: calcium-dependent protein serine/threonine phosphatase regulator activity; nucleic acid binding. The transcript has 5 exons.
CGGAGGCCAGUCAUUGGUGAGUCAAACUGUCUGCAAAAACGUCAGUAGAUUAUCGGCUCGCAGCUGGAAUGCAAGGUUGAUUCACAAAGAAGAGUGAGGAGGUAGAGACAACGCCGAAGACACCCGUCCGACUGAUACACGCUGCACAGUCGCGCUCUCUAGCCAUGAAGGGGGAGCAUUUAUUUUCCAACCUGAAAAAAAACACGUUCUACCAGCGGGUUUACCUACUGGGAGGAGACGAGCUGCUGGUUCUUCAAAGCACCGUGGGAGAUCCAGCGCUGGGGGACAGCUUCCACCACAUCACUGACUUCAAUGAUCUACCCACCUCCUUAUUCGCCUGCAAUGUGGACCAAUCUGUGUUUGAGGAGCAGGAAGGCAAGGGGAUGUUCGAGGCUCUGUUCCUGGCCUAUGAUGAGCGGGUGACGUUCCAGCAGUUCAAGAGCUUCCGGCGCGUCCGGAUUAACUUCAGCAACCCCAAAGCAGCCGCCAGCGCCAGGAUAGAGCUGCAUGAAACACCCUUCAGGGGCAAAAAGCUCAAACUGUAUUUCGCCCAGGUCCAGAACCCAGUAUCGGAUGGCGAUAACCUGCACCUGGCUCCUCCCCAGCCCUCUAAACAGUUCCUCAUCUCUCCUCCUGGCUCUCCUCCCAUUGGCUGGCAGCAGAUAGAUGAGGCCACACCCGUUAUUAACUACGACCUGCUCUAUGCAGUGGCCAAGCUAGGCCCGGGGGAGAAGUUUGAGCUGCAUGCCGGGACAGAGUCUACCCCCAGCGUUGUAGUCCACGUGUGCGACAGUGACACUGACGAGGAGGAGGAACCAAAGAAUUGCCCCAAGCCAAAGAUCAUCCAGACCCGGCGCCCCGACCUCCCUGUGUCCCACUGAACUAAGUCCGCCCUGCUACUUCCUGCCGUAAGAUCCUCGUCUGGAGGAAGGAAAAUCUGACCCCUGUCUCCCCUCAGGGGGAGAUUCCCCUUGUUCAGCUCCUGCUUCCCGGCCCAUGGCCACACUGCCCGGGUCAGAGGGGGGGGGAGUGCUCCAUGUUCCUUGUCUUAGUCGACAUACAGCCGUUGAUGUGCUACAUGAUCACAGCGUUUGCUUCCUUCUGUUGGCAAUACUCCGUACUUACAUUGUUUUCAGAUUUUCAAGAUUCAGCCACCAUGCCCUCAGUGAUUGGUUCCUGUCUUUAUGAUUCUGUUGAAAUGUCACAAAGUUAGCAGUGAUGAGGCAGCACCUUUGAGAUCUGCCUCUGAUUGGCUUAGGGGCUAGUGUGAAUGCCAGUGUAAAGAUCAUUGGCGGCCAUUAUGUACGUGUGUUAGCUUUGCUUUUGCAGCUCUUCUCUCAUCGGGGUAUGCUAGCCGCCGAGGUGGUGGGGCUAACUGCCACAGCAUGAAUUGAAGUAACCCGAGAGAAUAUUAUGAUAAAUACUCAAUACUUUGUCUUAGAGUCCGUUGAAGUUGUCAAAAGUUCUUUCUCGCAUUGUCAGUGCUGUUUGACAACCAUGGAAAUGUUUUCUGUCUUGCCAAUGCAUGCACUGGUCUGAUGCAGUUUGUGGAUUUACUUUGUUCUGUUUGCUUUGUGUAACUGUCAGUUUGACCUCUCUCUUCUCCCUGUGUGUUCUGGCUAUCGGUGUUUUUCACAGAAAACAACGCUUAAACCCGUUACAAGCCAUGCACCUUCAAGUGAAAGCAUUAUGUACAAUGAUAUUUCUGUGAUUUUUCCUCAAUGUGAAUUGUGUCCAUGUCUCGUCUCUGACAGUCUGUUUAAACAAAAAGGAGGGGGGAAAUAGAAAAAAACAGAAUGGCCUCCUGGUUAUCUUUUCUUUAUAGGGUCAAAUGGAAAGCCAAUCAGAUAUCAUCACGUGAAUCCAGUCUAUAAAGUGCAUGGUUACAUUUUUAUAGAGAUUGUUGUGUUGUCUGAGAACAGUGGUUCAGUCACAGGGUCUUCUUACAGUUUGUGUGCCUCUGUAGAGAGCGAGAAAGAAACAUUUAUUUAAACUCAUAACAAAGAAAAGAAAUGCAUGAAGAUGAUCCUGAGAGGAGUAAAACGGAAAAAAAUAAUGUUACAAAUGUUUGUUCCAAGUGCUAUUACAGUUUCUGUGGAGAUGGUCAAGGGAAAUUACACAGAAAAAAAUAUUUUUGUUUCCUUCAUCAUGUUUUUCCUGUAAGGGUUUAACAAGUGUCUUCUCUGUGUGCCUGCUUAACUUAAAGGCAGUAGAACAAGCCCUGUACAAAUUAGAACUCAAGUACCCUAUGUAUUUGUGGAGAACUGGUGUUGUGAUCAGAUACUGUGUCUCGUGUCCAAACUGUUGACCCUGUCCAGUUUCAGAUUUACUGCACCGAUACUGUGGUCCUACAUUACUGUCACCCUCUGUUCUGUCACCAAUUAUUUGCAUAUAUAUUUUGUCUUUCUGAUCUUUUCCCUAAUGUGUAAAAAAGAAACACACUGAAUCUUUAGACGUCUGAUUUAUUUCUAUCACAUCCAUAUUUGGAUCUGAAUGUCUGGAAAGAUCAUAUUAUUUCCAUCUGAAGUGUUUUGUUUCUGUGCAUGAUUUGAUGUUACCAUGACAACCAACUCAAAAUGUAACAGAACGCUGAGGAAAAAUUAACAUUGGCAUCUCUGUGCCUCUCAGUGUUAAUGCUCAAAUAUGGGUCACAUACAAAAUGUGGGUUGAUAGUUAUUUUUGACAGGGCCUUUAAAUGCAAAUUUAUUCUACCUGCAAUAUUUACCCAUGUAUAUUUGUAAAAACAAAACCAUGAUUAGAAUUUAUAUUUAAUGCAACUGACUGUAUGAUUUCAGUAAUAAUGCGUCCCUAUUGUUUGAAAGUCAGUUCAGCCCAAUUAAAUUCAACACAGCUCCUUUAUAUUUCUAGAAACACCAGGUUUAAAUCAAGUAGCGUUCAUUUAUGGUUUAUUCCAAAAAGCUAGGGUAUUAGUAGUUCAUCCUCCUUCCUUUUGUUUUGUUUCAUAUGUGCUGGGUUUCCCUUACUGUAUUGCUUACUGUAUUCAUUACUGUAUUCAUCAUACGCUCAGACAAACCAGAAACAAGACAAUAACCUGCUAGUGCCCUAGUUGUGCCCUACAGCCACCAUUACAACACUAUAUGAGCUAACUUGUAUACAUGCAAUUCUUUUCUAUCUGGUAUUCAGUGUAUUUAGCCUGGACCCCGGUCUUUUGAAUCUACACUAAGCUUGGCCUGCAGUUAUAUUCUUUAAAACAUAUACCCAAAAAGAAUUCUGCACAGCGUCAAUAUGUACCUGUAUGAUUCAAAAUGGCCAGAUAUUUGUAUUUUCUGUUGUUUAUUUUUUAAAACAUGAUAUUAUUCUGUUUUUUUUCUGAGGGUCUCUUGGAUUGGGAAGUUAAAUCAGUGAUGGGAACCAAUAUCUAGUGUGUAAAACUUGUGCAAAACCACCAAUGUACUUGUCAUUCUUCAUGUACAACCUGCCUGCCUACACUAAGGAGACAUAUCUGUAUAUAUUAAUCAAUACUAUUUUUACUGCAUUUUUGUACAAAUAUUCAUGGUAGCCAUGUACAAGUAGUUGAACUGAUUCUACUGUAGUAUUAAAAUAGUUUGGUUUUAA